This is a messenger RNA of Pleurotus ostreatus (oyster mushroom), 582 nucleotides long. RefSeq lists its product as uncharacterized. The transcript has 4 exons. The record is from RefSeq and is a predicted model, not a curated record. Gene Ontology annotation, molecular function: peptidyl-prolyl cis-trans isomerase activity. The coding region runs from base 1 to 582 and encodes 193 amino acids. Lineage: Eukaryota; Fungi; Basidiomycota; Agaricomycetes; Agaricales; Pleurotaceae.
AUGCCCACCGUUACAUACAAGCAGAAGCUGAUUACAAGGUCUGAAAGCGCACAUAUUCCGAGUGCGAUGCCUAUGGCAUCCACCGGAUACGGAGCCGCGCCUGCCACUUCCAUCGCUGCUGCCCCUGUCGCUGCUGCCCCUGUCGCUGCCCCCGCUGCCCCUCGCACCGUAUUCAGGCUUCCGAAUGGUGUGAAAUACACUAACAAGAAUAAGGGAGACACUACUGCCCCUGCUGUUCGUGAAGGUGACGAUGUCGAAAUCUACUUCAUCAUUUCACUCUCUGGUGGUACGGGCGUGACAUGGUACGACGUGCAAUCGCUCGGACCCCUAACGGGAUCCAGGUCAACCACGUUCAAGUUCACCGUAGGCGAUCCAAUGAUCAUUGAGGGCCUCAACACCGGGAUUAUUGGCAUGCACUGCCUAGGCGAACGUCACAUGGAGAUCCCUCCCACUUUAGGCUUCCUGAAAACAAUUCCCGACAACAGGCUUGUUUAUGGUGCCAAGGGCAGAGGGGCUAUACCCCUUGAAUCAAAGAUCCUUAUGAGGGUCAAAUUAUGUCACGUUGUCCCUCAUACAGCUUAG